AUGGAAUAUAUUUUGUGGAAUCGUAAGGAAUUCGAUACAAUAUAUAAUUGUACAGGAAUUAAUGUUGAUGAUGUUCCAAUUGACCAAAGAUUUUUAAUAGUUUCAAUAAUUAGUAUUUUACUUGGAUUUAUAUAUUACCCUUUAUAUUUUCCUUGUCUUUACUCUUUUUGGAAGAAUCGAGCCAAAAAUCCUUGUUAUAUGCUUUUAAUUUAUCUUUCAAUCUUGGAUAUUGGAACUCUUUGGGUGUUAACUUUUGCUCAUGGAUUCUUUAACAAAAAUGGUCUAGUCUAUUGUUCUUCACCUUUUUUAAGCUAUUUUUUCGGUUGUUUUUCAUUAUGUGAGUUCUUUAAUCAUAAUUUUAAUAAAAAGUAA
Messenger RNA from Meloidogyne enterolobii, 372 nucleotides. The record is from the annotation of a GenBank genome assembly. NCBI's taxonomy places the organism in Eukaryota, Metazoa, Nematoda, Chromadorea, Rhabditida, Meloidogynidae.